Molecule: messenger RNA, 704 nt
Organism: Otolemur garnettii (small-eared galago)
Lineage: Eukaryota; Metazoa; Chordata; Mammalia; Primates; Galagidae
Gene: IL15
Product: interleukin 15
Exons: 6
Coding region: 64-552 (162 amino acids)
Biological process (GO): positive regulation of cytokine production; positive regulation of T cell proliferation; positive regulation of immune response
Cellular component (GO): extracellular region
Molecular function (GO): cytokine activity; cytokine receptor binding
Source: RefSeq, a predicted model, not a curated record
UGGAAACCCAUUGCCAUAGCCAGCUCUUCUUCAAUACCUAAGGACUUAGUACGGAGUUGAGUAAUGAGAAUUUCGAAACCAUAUUUGAGAAGUACUUCCAUCCAGUGCUCCUUGUGUUUACUUCUAAAUAGUCAUUUUUUAACAGAGGCUGCCAUUCGUGUCUUCAUUUUUGGCUGUAUCAGUGCAGGUCUUCCUAAAACAGAGGCCAACUGGCACGAUGUAAUAAGUGACCUGAAAAUAAUUGAAGAGCUUAUUCAAUCUAUACAUAUUGAUGCUUCCUUAUACACUGAAAGUGAUGUGCACCCAAACUGCAAAAUAACAGCAAUGAAGUGCUUUCUCCUGGAGUUACGAGUUAUUUUAUAUGAGUCCAGAAUUGAGCCUCUUAAUGACACCUUAGAAAACAUUAUCUUCUUAGCAAAUAGCAGUUUAUCUUCUAACGAGAAUAUAACUGAAUCUGGAUGCAAAGAAUGUGAGGAACUGGAAGAAAAAAAUAUUAAAGAAUUUUUGCAGAGUUUUGUACAUAUUGUACAAAUGUUCAUCAACCCUUCUUGAUUGCGAUUGAUCCUUUUCAGUGUUUCUGUUAUUAACAAACACCGUCCUGCUGCUUAGAGACAACAAAACACUCUGCAUUUCAAAUGUGCCGCCCAGGCAAGUUUUUCUAACAAGAUGAUGAUCGGGAUCUCAGAUCAGAUGAAUUCUUAGAA